Rotaria socialis is the source of this 3996-nucleotide messenger RNA. The record is from the annotation of a GenBank genome assembly. NCBI's taxonomy places the organism in Eukaryota, Metazoa, Rotifera, Eurotatoria, Philodinida, Philodinidae.
AUGCGCAAAUUAUCUCUACAACGCGUAUAUGGUUGCUCAACCGCUCAUCGGAAUAGCAUUAUUGGUUUGCCCGAUAACCGUGUUGCUUUUCUAGCUGGUUCAUAUUUAGUUAUACAUGAUUGUUUAACAAAUGAACAGCGUUAUCUAUCGUUUUCUGCUAUUGAACUUCUCUAUAUAUCAUCAAGUGGUUCAUUGAUGGGUAUCAUAGAUCGUUUUACACAAAACGGAGAUACACGUAUACAUAUAUAUUCAACAAAACCCGUCGAUUUACUUUUUGUUAUCGAACCAGAUAGGUUCGGAAGUUUUAUUGAAAUAACUAUAAAUAAAGAUGAUAAUUUACUGAUGAUUUUACACAAUGAGCCAGCAUAUAUGAUUACAAUUCAGGAAAUGAAAAUUGAAUUCGACGAACAACAAAAAUUCAGUAUGACUGAUUCAGCAUCAGUACAUGUUGUUCAUGGAUCUGUUUUUAAUCGUAUGAUAAAAAAAGAAAUUAUACCUCAUGUUUCAUUUGUUAGUUUUUGUCCGUAUUCGUCCAAUCUUUUUUGUGCGACUGGCCCAGCAUUAUUUAAGAUGUAUGAAAUUGAUAAUCAAAAUGUUAACCAACAAAUUGUUCAUUUUCGAGCUGAAUUUUACAUAUUUACAUGUCACUGUUGGCUUGAUAUUAAUAGUAUCUUAGCAGCUACUGAUCACGGACAUAUAUUUUGGAUUCACGAUGGUUCUAUUCGUUCAGAUAUUAAUCUCGAAGAAUCGAUUACUGUUGACUUAGAUUUCUUAAAAGCUUCUACAUCAAACGAAAACCCAACAGAACCGCUCAAAGAUGAUGCAUCACCAACGAGUAAUACUAAUUUAUCGUUGACUAACGACAAACAAGUGAAAACUCAUUUGGAUGAUUCACCGAAAAACGACAAAAUAUCAGAAGAAACUAUCUUAUAUCUUGAUAUUUUUACAUCGAACGAAAUUUUACCAAAUUUUAUAGUUUCAUUUCGAGAAUACAUACUUGUAUUUACUCCAACUGCUGCUGUUGAACCAUUCUUUCAAAUAAUUUCACGUUAUUGUCUUCACACAAGCAAAGACCAUCAAAUUGAUUUCGAAAAACAUAAUAUUCAUAAAAUGUCGUAUAUUUUUGAUAAUAAUCUUUCUUUAAUUUACUUGCUAACUGAUCGCAAUCAAAUUUUUCGUCUUAAAAUCAAUCAGUCCAAAGCUAAAAUCGAAUUCGAGGAAAAAUCUAUCUAUGGUUUUCAUGCCUACAAUAUAUUAUCUAUUGGUUUAUGUGCUCAUAAAUCUUGGUUAAUUACUCUCGGUGGUGAUAAUUUAAUAAAAAUCUUGGAUUAUAAAGAUAACGAUCGAGAGAUUGUAUCGAAAUCGAUUUCAGAUGAUGCAAAUGUAGUCACAGGAUGCGAUCCAUAUGGUUUUCAUCUAUGUCUAGCAAUGGACAAUCGCUUUCAAUUAUAUUUGAUAACAAAUUAUGAAUUACGUAUGUUGCAUCAAUUCGAAACACGUAGUAUACAAGGUUUAGAAAUCAGUCAAUCGGGACAUUUAGUAGCUGUUAUAGCAAAUAAUUUAAUAAAAAUUUAUUCAACAAUUCAUUUUAAAUUGAUAAGUCAAUUGCGUGGUCAUGUUGGAAAAAUAAAACAAGUUAGUUGGACUAGACAUGAUUCCGUUCUUAUUAGUUGUGGAACAGAUGGAAUGAUUUAUAUAUUUGAUAUUUUUACUGGUAUGAGAGAAGGUGAAAUAAUAACCAAACAAUAUCGCUAUGGAGGUCUUGCUGUAACAAAUGAUGGCGUUCGUAUCUAUGCAAUAGCAUCUGAUUCAAGUAUUAAAAUAUUUAAUAAUACAAAUUUUGAACAAGAAUGGCCCAUUGAAAAUGGUUUUAUUCCAUCAGCUAUUUGUUUAUCGAAAUCCGAACGUUUACUUUAUGUUGGUAUGACACAUGGCAUCAUUCGUGUUUAUACAAUUCCAUUAGUAGUUGAUGGUUAUGUUGAUUUACCAGCGCAUAACUCAAGUAUACGACGCUUAUUAGUAUCAUAUGAUGAUCAUUAUUUAGUAUCGAUUGCUGAAUCUGCUUAUAUACUUCUGUUUAAACAGACAAUUAAUAAUUUGAGUUCUGUUUCGAGUUCAUAUAAAUUUUCAAAAUUAUCAAGAGAAAAUGUAGACACUAUUAAUGAACCUCAAGCAAAACAGAUUAUGUUUGAAUAUAUUUUAGUCACAAAAUCAGAAUAUGAUGAACGACAACGAAGAAUCAACGAAAUUCAAACUAGCAUUAAUGAGUUCGAAGCAGAAAAUAAUUUAAAAUUAAGCUCAAAACAAAUCGAGUUUUCUCAGCACUUGAACAAUUAUUCAAAUAACUUUCAAGUGACUAUGAAAAAACUUCUUCUUACCUAUGAACAAUUAAAAACUGAAAUUGCCAAUGAUGAUUGUGACUUUUUCAAUGAAGCCAAUGCAAUAGAAGAAAGAUAUACAGCACUACAAACUCAUACUGAAGCUAUUUAUGAAAAUAAAAUGAUAGAGACGUUGUCUCAUAUUCAAAAUACGCAAUCUCAAUUAGAAGAACUUGAAAAAGAAUAUAACAAUAAAAUAAUUAAUUGUAAUAAUAAAGAAAAUGCGAAUCUAACUGAAAUAAUUAACAAAAUUAAUUUAACACUUCAAUCAGAAUGGCGUUCAGCUGUUCAUAAUCAUGGAGCCAUUUGUGAGAAAGAACGUGAAACAAACGAAUACAUAAGACAAAUGGAAAUAGAUAUUGACGAUGAAAUUGAAAGUGUUAAAAUAAAUUAUGAAAAAGAAUUGAACUUUUUAAAUGAUUAUGCAAAGCGGCUAACUUUGAAUGUGAGCACUCUUCGUAAACGUUAUAAUACGAUAAUUGAUCGAUUGGAAUCGCGAGAUGUCAAAAGAAAUGAUAUUGAAAGAGAAGUCCAAGAAUUAUACAAACGCCAAUCUGAAUCAAUAGAGAAACUUGAUCGUUUUCGUUCGAUUAUUAAAAAGAAAGAAGAUCGUAUAGGUGCGCAUGAUAUUAAAUUACAUCGUUUACAACAACAUAUAUUACAUGUUGAGAAAAGAAAAUAUGUUCUGGAUUAUAAAACAAAAUCCUUAUUAGAACGUAUUGAACCAAUCGACCAAGAAAUAAUACGAUUGAAAAAUAAUAAUCAAAAUAUGGAACAACAAUUAACAAUUCUUAAGCAACAACAAAAUGAUUUGAUUUUACGUGAAAAUGAAUAUGAAGUGAAACUUAAUGAAUCGUCUAAGCGAUUAAAUCUAGCAAAAAUAAAUCAUCGAUCGAUAUGGAAGAUAGUGCAACAACAGAAAGGUUUGAUAAAUGAUCAAAGACAAUCGGUAACAUAUGUUAUUCAUUUAGACACAAUAAAGAAAGCAUUUGAAUAUAUUGAAAUCAAUUGUGCACUUGAUACAACAAAUACAAGACAUAAUACAAAGGAACAAUUGAAAAAAUUCAUUCAAAAUAUGUGUAAUACGAUGCAAAAUGAGAAACAAACUGAAAAUCAAUUAGAGAUACAAGGUUUUAUGAAAGAAUGGAAUAAUCAACGAAAAUGGUUACUGAGUCAACUAAAUGCUCUCACUCAAUACACUGAAGAAAAUAAACAAUCAUUUGCAAAUAUUCAACGUGAACACCGCAAAAGUAUUGCGCCAUUCAUAAAUCAACUUCGUGAGUUGCAUAAUCUAUAUGACGAAAUUCGAAAGAAAAUUCGAAAACGUUUAUUAUCAUUAAAAAUCAAGACGAAUGAACAAGGAGAAUUUCUACAGAAUAUAUCAGAUAUACUGCACGGAAAUGAAAAAAUACAUUUGAGAGUUCAUCAAAUACAUCAAAAUGAAUUAUUGAUUGAAACUCAAGACAAAGAAAUGGAUCGUUUACAUUCAAUUAUAUUUCGUUAUCAAUAUUCAACGCCAUGUUUAGAAUUCCUUGAGAAAAAGUUAAUUCAUAGCAAUGAAAAUAGUACAACAAAAUCAACAAAUCCAUUAUCAUCUUUUAAACUACUGACUAAAUAA